GCAGCUCGGGAUCCAAGCGUCAAAGCUUCUAAACGCAAGCUAGAAGCUAGCUGCAGCAGUAUUACCAGAGAAAAUUUUGAUUUUGAAGAGUAGUAGUCGUAGUGAUCAGAGAGUAUAUAUCAGCGUGAGAAUGUCUCUGGUAAAGCUGUUUGAUACGCUGGCGUUCGACGCCUGGAACCCGUUCAGCAUCUUCGGCACAACGGUGGCGGCGGACGCGUGGCUGGCGAGCGACACGUCGGCGUUCGCCAACACGUACAUCGAGAGCCGGGAGACGGCCGAGGCGUACGUGUUCCGGGCGGACCUGCCGGCGGGGGUGAAGAAGGAGGAGGUGCGGGUGGAGGUGGACGAGGGCAACGUGCUGGUGAUCACCGGCGAGCGCAGCAUUCGGCGGGAGGAGAAGAGCCAGAGGUCGCACCACAUCGAGCGCAGCUGCGCCACCUUCUUCGGCAGGUUCCACCUCCCCGACGACGCCGUCGUCGACCUCGUCAGGGCGUCCAUGGACGGCGGCAUGCUCAUCGUCACCGUGCCCAAGGUGGUCGCCGACAAGCCAGCCAUCGCCGCCGCCCCCGCCGUCGCACCCGCUGCCGAGGCGAAGGCCAUCGAGGCCAGCCCGUAGUGAGGACGGUGCACACAGUCAGCUUCGUCUUGGACUCUUUCCAGUACUCAACGAUCCGUACGUACGUGUACGUUGUUCUCGAUAAGUUAAAGUGCUUGCGAGUAAGGUGCUUGCUGUGCUUUGGGUUAAUUACCUUGGUGUGAAAGCUUUCUCGAUGUAAGACAAGAAAGCAAAAAAGAAGAAGCCAUAUUUGCUUAAUGCAAUACAUGCUCCACUAACUUUCCUUCUGAAA
Messenger RNA from Oryza brachyantha (malo sina), 848 nucleotides. RefSeq names its product 17.9 kDa heat shock protein 2. Gene Ontology annotation, biological process: response to heat; response to hydrogen peroxide; response to salt stress. The transcript has a single exon. Bases 131 to 616 code for a protein of 161 amino acids. The record is from RefSeq and is a predicted model, not a curated record. NCBI's taxonomy places the organism in Eukaryota, Viridiplantae, Streptophyta, Magnoliopsida, Poales, Poaceae.